Meleagris gallopavo (turkey) is the source of this 2942-nucleotide messenger RNA. NCBI's taxonomy places the organism in Eukaryota, Metazoa, Chordata, Aves, Galliformes, Phasianidae. The record is from RefSeq and is a predicted model, not a curated record.
UUAGCAGCUUUAAUUUCUGUUAUUGAACCAGAUGGUGAGAAGCAACCUGGUCCAGUCCCGAAGUCAGUGCAGAAGCAGAGGAGAAUGCUGGAGCGCUUAGUGAGCUCUGAAUCUAAAAAAUUUAUUGCUUUGGAUGACUUUGUGGAGAUUACCAAGAAGUAUGCAAAGGGAAUCAUCCCAUCUAACCUGAUUAUGCAGGAAGAGGAAGAUGAUGAAUUGGCAGGGAAGACUCCUGAAGAGCUGCCUCUGAGACUGAAGGUUGUAAAAUACCCACUUCAUGCCAUAAUGGAAAUUAAAGAAUAUCUUAUAGAUAUUGCAUCAAAGGCAGGAAUGCAUUGGCUGUCUACCAUUAUUCCAACACAUCACAUCAAUGCUCUCAUCUUCUUCUUCAUCAUCAGUAAUCUGACAAUUGAUUUUUUUGCCUUCAUUAUUCCGUUAGUUAUAUUCUAUUUGUCCUUCAUUUCUAUGGUGAUUUGCACACUGAAAGUUUUUCAGGACAGUAAGGCCUGGGAAAACUUCCGCACUUUGACUGACUUACUGCUUCGUUUUGAACCAAACCUAGAUGUUGAGCAAGCUGAGGUGAACUUUGGGUGGAAUCACUUAGAGCCGUACAUUUAUUUUUUACUCUCAGUAUUCUUUGUGAAUUUUUCCUUCCCUAUAGCAAGCAAGGACUGUAUACCAUGCUCAGAGUUAGCUAUUGUCUCAGUUUUCUUCACAGUGACAAGUUACAUGAGUUUAAGCACGUGUGCAGAGCCAUACACGCGAAGAGCACUAAUGACUGAGAUAGCAGCAGGUUGCUUAUCCCUGUUGCAGAUAUUACCUGGGAAUUUUGGCUUCUUGAAAUUCUUAGGUAAAACCUUCUUUACUGUUCCUGUAGGCCAUCUUUUUGUGAUCAAUGUAAGCAUCCCGUGCCUUUUGUUUUUGUAUUUGUUCUAUCUUUUCUUUAGAAUGGCACAACUGCGAAAUUUUAAAGGCACCUACUGUUACCUGGUCCCAUAUCUGGUCUGCUUUAUGUGGUGUGAACUCUCCGUGGUCAUUCUGCGGGAGUCCUCUGGCAUUGGGCUGGUCCGUGCAUCAAUCGGAUACUUUCUGUUUCUCUUUGCACUCCCAGUGCUAGGUGUAGGCAUUGCGCUGAUGUGUCUGGUCCAUUUCAUUAAGUGGUUCGUGUCUCUGGAGCUCAUGAAAAUUGUAGUGACUCUAGUUUUGUGUGCUGUUCCUUUGCUCUUCCGAUGGUGGACAAAAGUCAAUUUCUCUGUAGUAGAUAUGGUUAAAUCCCUCACUCGAAGCUCAAUUGUGAAACUCAUUUUGGUGUGGAUUACGGCUGUGGUGUUGUUUUGUUGGUUCUAUGUGUAUCGAUCAGAGGGAAUGAAAGUUUACAACUCCACCUUGACGUGGAAUCAGUAUGCCUUCCUCUGUGGACCCCGAUCAUGGAAGGAGACCAAUAUGGCACGCACUCAGAUUUUAUGUAGCCAUCUGGAAGGACACAGAGUGACCUGGACUGGGCGGUUCAAAUACGUGCGUGUUACAGAAAUUGACAAUAGCGCAGAAUCUGCAAUAAACAUGCUUCCACUUUUUAUUGGCGAUUGGAUGAGGUGCUUGUAUGGUGAAACCUACCCUCUUUGUGACCCCAAAAAUGUCACUAUGGAGGAGGAAGAAUUGUGCCGUCUCAAGUACUUGACAAAGCAUAAGUGCCACAUGAAAAUGUUCGAUCGGUACAAAUUUGAAAUAACUGUGGGUAUGCCUUUCAGUAGCAAAAAUGGAACCAAGUUGAUGGAGGAAGAUGACAUAACCAAAGAUAUUGUGCUGAAGGCAAGCAGUGAGUUUAAGAAAGUGUUGUUGAACUUGAGGCAGGGAAGUAUAAUUGAAUUCAGCACAAUUCUGGAAGGUCGUCUUGGCAGUAAAUGGCCUGUCUUUGAAUUGAAAGCAAUCACUUGCUUGAAUUGCAUGUCUAAACUCCUACCUGCAGGGAGGCAUGUGAAAAUAGAGCAUGACUGGAGGAGCACAGUGCAUAAAGCCAUUAAAUUUGUUUUUGAUUUUUUCUUCUUCCCAUUCCUGUCAGCUGCAUAAUGAGCUCAUUUUGGUUCAGCGGCAUCUUCAAUGUACGCUGCAUUUACACUACCAAACAUUUGGCUUCUUAAAAAGAAAAAUAAACACAAAACCACCCUGCUGUAGCAAUGCUUAAAACGGAUGCUAAUGUAGAGCAUUGGUUGAGUUUUGUAAGUGUAAACACUUUAUCUUGAUUUUAAACCCGAUAUGACUGAAGUGUUACAUACUUGUUUCAUGUUAUAGAAGAAUGCAGGGCAUUGCUGCUGACUAAUUGCAUGGAGACUAUUCUGUCCAAAGUGAACAUGUUGUUUGCCUGUGAUAUGACACUAGGUGGAUUCACUUGCUGUGUUAAAGCACUUUACUCUUUAAAUAUUCACAACAUGCUCCUAUGUAUUUUCACAGGUAUGAUUUAUAGUAGGUAGUUGAUAAUAGCUUAUGUUGCACAUAUUGCUUGUAUGUAUUUGGUGUAUUCUAGAAAACGAUGAUCAUAUAAUCAGUUCCCGGUGGUGAUAUCUGUGUAAAAAAAAACAUUGUUUCAGUUCUUGUCCAGAAGUUGGUAAUUUCAACCUUUUUUUUGGAAGGGUACACCAUUUCACACCCCAGCAUGGUGGUAAAAUGCUCUCAAGCUUUCAUUUUGCAUUAAAUAUUCUUUACAAAACAAGCUGUUUGUUCUAAUGGCUGUGAUAGCUAGUCUGACACUAAGGUAUAAUCCAUGCUGGUGUGUGAAUGACAAACACCAUAUGGUAGGACUGGUAUUGUACUGGUACCAGUAACAGACAAGCCAAAGCAACUGAAAAUAAUAUGUAGAAGUCUAUGUUGGAAACUGAAAUAGAAUGUCUGUUUAAUAAUUUGUAUUGUGCAAAUAAAUAUAAAAUAUAAACUUGAUUAAAUGGGUA